AUGGAUCUCGUCGCGAAAUACACAUCCUGCUUGUCUAAAUGGCAGCUCAGCGUGGCCCCCGGCUGGCAGACUGUGGGCGCCUCGGUGCUCCUGGCAGCGGGGAGUUUGUUCAUCGUCUCUAGAGCUCUCCUUUUCGCCAGGGUUCUUCUGAGUUUGUUCGUGCUUCCUGGGAAGCCGCUCCGCUCCUUUGGACCCAAAGGCAGCUGGGCCGUGAUCACAGGUGCCUCCGAUGGAUUGGGCAAGGAGUUUGCUCUUCAGCUUGCCCGUGAUGGCUUCAAUAUCCUUCUUGUUUCCCGCACUGCUUCGAAAUUGACCACCCUCGGUGAUGAGAUCACGUCCAAAUACCCGUCCGUGCAGACCAAGACGCUGGCGAUGGAUUACGCCCGCAACCAGGACAGCGACUUCGAGAAGCUCAAGGCCUUGGUGGAUGAGCUGGAUGUGGCCGUGCUUGUGAACAACGUCGGAAAGAGCCACGACAUCCCCACUCCCUUCGCUCUGACCCCGGAGGAUGAAUUGACGGACAUAGUGACGAUCAACUGCCUCGGCACUCUGCGGACUACUCAGCUGGUCGUCCCCGGCAUGGUUCAGCGCAAGCGGGGAUUGAUCCUAACGAUGGGCUCCUUCGGUGGUUUGCUUCCUACGCCCCUUCUUGCGACCUACUCGGGUAGCAAGGCCUUCCUGCAGCAGUGGUCCUCGGCGCUUGGCUCGGAGCUCGAGCAGCAUGGCAUCACGGUAGAACUUGUGCAGGCGUACCUGAUCACCUCGGCUAUGUCGAAGAUCCGCCGGGCCAGCGCUACGAUUCCUAACCCCCGGACUUUUGUGAAGGCGGUGCUGUCUAAGAUUGGCCGCAACGGCGGAUCCCCCACAUAUGCGUACAGCUCGUCUCCCUACUGGAGCCACGGACUCAUGGCCUGGUUCCUGACCUGCGUCACUGGCACUAUGGGCAAAUUGGUUUUGGGUCAGAACCGGGGAAUGCACGAGUCGAUCCGGAAGCGGGCCUUGCGUAAGGCUGAGCGGGAGAAGGGCAAGAAGAGCACCUGA
Aspergillus melleus is the source of this 1041-nucleotide messenger RNA. RefSeq names its product ketoreductase. Bases 1 to 1041 code for a protein of 346 amino acids. NCBI's taxonomy places the organism in Eukaryota, Fungi, Ascomycota, Eurotiomycetes, Eurotiales, Aspergillaceae. The record is from RefSeq and is a predicted model, not a curated record. Gene Ontology annotation, cellular component: endoplasmic reticulum. The transcript has 2 exons. Gene Ontology annotation, biological process: fatty acid elongation. Gene Ontology annotation, molecular function: ketoreductase activity.